CACUCAUGUAGUAGACUUCUUAUAAAGUUGUGAGAUCUCCCCAAUGCUCUUAUUCCUAAAAAUGGAGAAUGUUGAUCGAACAGUGGGCAACAUUUUGUCUGAAACGCCCUCUAUUGAAGAGCUGGAGGAUAUAUUACAUGGGGGUCAGCUGUCCUGUAACCAUGUCGAUGAAGUGUGGCCUAAUUUGUUUCUGGGGGACAUGUACAUGUCUCAUGACAGAUAUGGCCUAUGGAGACUGGGUAUAACUCAUGUUUUAAAUGCUGCACAUGGUAAAAUGUGUUGCAAAGGAAGAGAUGAUUUUUAUGGUACAACUGUGAAGUACUACGGUGUCCCAGCCAAUGAUCUGCCUACAUUUGAUAUUUCACCUUUUUUCUACCCUUCAGCACACUACAUUAAUGAUGCUCUCAGCACAACAGAUGCUAAAGUGUUUGUGCAUUGUGCUGUGGGAGUGAGCCGUUCCGCUGCUCUGGUCUUAGCUUACCUAAUGAUUUAUUGCAAUUACUCUCUGGUGGAUGCCAUCUUGAAAGUGAAAGAAAGAAGAUGGAUCUUUCCAAACCGUGGAUUUCUGAAGCAGUUAAUUACUCUCGGUAAUGAAUUAAACUACAAGGCACAGGCAAAGUAGCUUGAUAUUUUUUAAACAAGCAUCCAAUUCUGAAAUCUAUAAAUUCAAACAUCUAAUGACAUUUACUCCUGCAGUUAUCAACAACAAUCAUCAUUAACAUAAUAAAAAAACAAUUUCUGGUAUGUAUAAUCACAGCUUUGUGUUGUACUUUGGUUAAAUGUAGGCUCUUUUUUUCAAUAUUUAGUAUUUUAAUAUUUAAUUACUGAAUACCCCCUAAUACUGGACACAAAUUAAACCUCAGAUACAAUCUUUGAUAGCUAUAUUGUAUAUAAUCUUGAGCUGAUCAGUAUGCAACUGCAAAGCUGAUCAGCAAACACUGUUACUCUGUUUUUCUCUUUAAUUGUUCCACUAUGUACAAUACUCCAAAUGUUCACCGAUGGUCACUCAACACAAUUGUCACUUAUUGUCUCGUUCUCUCGUCAUCGGAUGAAUCAUCCGUAACUUGUGAAACAGAUCACAAUGUCCGUAGAAAUGGAACAAGCUAGAAUGGCAAUGAGAAACAAUUUUUUUAAAAAAUAUGUUGGCGCGGCCUAGACGUCAGUUAAGAUAUAGGCUACAUAAUAAUUAACAAAUCUUUACAAUGUACAAUGUAUUGUCAAACCUGGGGUUAAAUAUAUUUCAGUGUUCUGGUCCAAGGCACUGAUGUAGUGGGCUACAAAUAGCCUACAUGACUGAUCACG
Pimephales promelas (fathead minnow) is the source of this 1302-nucleotide messenger RNA. RefSeq names its product dual specificity protein phosphatase 13A. Gene Ontology annotation, molecular function: protein tyrosine/serine/threonine phosphatase activity; MAP kinase phosphatase activity. Gene Ontology annotation, biological process: protein dephosphorylation; negative regulation of MAPK cascade. The record is from RefSeq and is a predicted model, not a curated record. Gene Ontology annotation, cellular component: cytoplasm. Lineage: Eukaryota; Metazoa; Chordata; Actinopteri; Cypriniformes; Leuciscidae.